AACGGGUUGGCCGGCGGUCGGCUCAGUUACCUCUCAACGUUCCACGAUGAUGCACAACAGAUCCAUGUGGCUGGUGACCGCCGUGAUGAUGGCGCUCCUGCUUCCAGAGACACUGCUGCCCACCGCAAACGCGGUAAGCGAGCCCGUUUGCUCUUACCGUAACUCGGAGGAUGAGACCAUCUUCCUUAAGUACCUGCCACUUUUGAGACGCGGUCAGGACUAUGUGGACUUUGGCAAGGACGGCAAGUGCCUCAAGCGGGCCAUCUGCACAGACACUUUCAAGACCAUCGUGGAGGAAUGUGGGCAGCAGAAGAUCACUUGCGCCAACAAGGAUCGCUUUACAGGCGUUUUCCCAGGCUGCUGCCUCAAGUGUUCUUAAAUAGAAGUUCUGCUACAAAGAUUUUCCAAAAAAACAGUUAAGGAAAAUGAAAAAUACUAUCUUUGCUAAAUGUAUGUUAUGCCAUUGUCAUUUUGAAUAAACUAACUAACUAACUUUCCAAAAA
Messenger RNA from Drosophila eugracilis, 503 nucleotides. RefSeq lists its product as uncharacterized. Bases 47 to 379 code for a protein of 110 amino acids. The transcript has 3 exons. Lineage: Eukaryota; Metazoa; Arthropoda; Insecta; Diptera; Drosophilidae. The record is from RefSeq and is a predicted model, not a curated record.